CAUACACAGCUAUGGGCCAAGUGGAAGUGCUUGUCUCUGCCAUGGAGGGCAGGGGCAUUCUCUGCCCGACGGGCACGGCCGAGCAGCUCGAGGUGGUGGUGACGACCGAGUCUGGCCAGGGCCACGAUGACCACCACGGGCAGGAGGACGGCCAGGAGGACGGCCAGUCACGGAGUGCUCUGGCCGCCGGCUUCGGCAGCUCGAGGCGGAGGGGAAACACGCCAGUCUGGUCGGCGCAGCUAGUGGUGCCGGCAGAUGGCGCUGCGGGCGUGACGGUGGCGCUGAGGGCGGGCAAGGAGAUCAUCGGCGAGCGAUCGUUCACCUUGGCCGACAUCAAGUCACGGCUCUCUCCGACUCAGUACGUCUGGUUCUACCUCACGCCACCGCCUGCCUCGGCUCACAGUGUGAGGACCCAUGACGAUGGGGCUGUUGGCCAUCUCAAGCUCCGCAUCUGCCUCGUCGAGCGCGUCGAGGUCACAGACAAGAUCCGCCGCGUCCUCGCCGGCUCGGCCGCUGAUGCAGAGACCUUCUCUACUGCUGCUGCCGACUCGGCCUACGACGGUGGCCCCAUUCCGCGUGCGUCGUCGACAACCGUCUUUGGUGCCGUCGACGAGCAGUCGUUUGCUCUUCACGGCGCCGCCGCCGGCACGAGCGACGGGCCGUCGGCAGACGCUCCUGCCGCUCCGGCCGCAGCUCCGGCCCCGCCGCAGUACUCGGCGAGAGUCCAGUCGGCGGUCGAUGCCAUUGCAGGCAUUGAGGGCGCGCUCGAGCAGUGGAAGCGCGAGAAGCAGGGCGAGCGGGUGCAGCAGCUGCAGGCGCACUUUGCCAACUACUCGGGAACGCAGACCUUUGUGCCACCGCACGCCCCGCCGCCUGCGGCCUACCACAGCCAGGCCGUGCUCUCGUCGCAGGCCCGCGGCGGGCUCGCCGACCCGCGGCUCCCGCCUUCGCCGCAGCAAGUUCCCUCGCUCCAGGCUCUCAACCCGACGCAGCGGCAUGUAUCGAACACGCUCGACACAACGCUCCGCCGCGGCCCGCCGACGAUGGCGCAGCCGCGGCUCGCCGGCGGCCCGGGUAUGCCGCCGAUGUGGAUGCCCGCGGGCGGGCCUGCGCCGCGGCCGGCGGCCCCGGCCCGCCCGCGCGGCGAGACCCACCUCCACUAUCUGCAGCGGCUCAAGGAGCAGCCAGCAGCGCCAAUGAUGAUGCAGCCGCAGACUCCGGGCUACGGCAUGGCGUACGGGGCACCGGCGGUGCCGUUUGGCCCACCACGCGGCGGCGCGUGGUGA
Thecamonas trahens ATCC 50062 is the source of this 1286-nucleotide messenger RNA. RefSeq lists its product as uncharacterized. The coding region runs from base 12 to 1286 and encodes 424 amino acids. NCBI's taxonomy places the organism in Eukaryota, Apusomonadida, Apusomonadidae. The record is from RefSeq and is a predicted model, not a curated record. The transcript has 2 exons.